Chlamydomonas reinhardtii is the source of this 12812-nucleotide messenger RNA. RefSeq lists its product as uncharacterized. The transcript is spliced from 39 exons. The coding region runs from base 169 to 11982 and encodes 3937 amino acids. Gene Ontology annotation, molecular function: ATP binding; helicase activity. The record is from RefSeq and is a predicted model, not a curated record. Lineage: Eukaryota; Viridiplantae; Chlorophyta; Chlorophyceae; Chlamydomonadales; Chlamydomonadaceae.
CGCUACCGAAUGCUUUGCUGCAAUAAUACAAUUUCGCACAAGGCUUGGAAAAUCGCGUCGCGCCGGUUUGCUUGGGCAUCCAGCCACAUCACUCGUGAAGUCGGGCCCCAAGCUUGAUCGAGCAUGGCUAGCUCGUCAGGCACGAGCUUCUUACAGGCACUCUCAAGGAUGAGGGUGAAUGCCGGCGACGGCAGAGCUGCCGCCCCGAUCCCGGAGAAAACGGUGCUCUUGAAGGGCCCACUCCAGGACCGGGUGAUAGCAUGGUCGCUCGACGCCAUCGAAAACGGCGAGGCAUGGCAAAAACAGCUCCAGCCGCUCCCCGACACCUUUGAGACGGCGGAGGAGUGGGCCGGCCUGCUGCAGCCCUUUUUGCUGCUGGAGAUGCAGGCGGGGCUGCGGCAGGCGCUGGAGCAGCUGGGCUCCGCCAAGUGGCUGCCGCUGGACGGCGUGCCGGAGCUGCGACGAGAUAACGACCAACGCGGCGGCGGCGGCGGUUUGAUUGGCGGCGAGGAAGAUGGCUUGGGCGGCUUCGCGCCGCCGACUUUAUGCAAGGCCACUGUCAACUUCACCGUGCGCGGGCAGGACCGAAGCGGCGCCGGAGCAGGCGACUGGCGCGCCGCGCGUGCCGCCACCGCGGCGGCGGCGGCUUCACAAGCGGGAGGUGGCGGCUGGGUGCACAAGAAGCCGCCGCCACUCAAGCCCACUGACAUCGUAUUGCUGGUCAACGCCCGGGUACCGGACCUGGCUUCGCUCCGGCGCAGCGACGUGCUGUGGGUGCUGGGCGUGGUGCAGCGGUCGCAACGCGGCAUCGUGGGGGACGCCGAGGACGAGGAGGACGGAGGCGGCGGUUUCUUCCGCGCGGCGGUGCAUGUGGCCGCGGGCAGCAGACUGGAGGCGGCACUGGCCGGCGGAGGCGCCGCCGCGUCUGGCGGCGGCUUGGCGGCUGCGGCGCGGGAGUGGUACGCGGUGCCGGUGGGCAGCAUCGCCACAGACGAGCGCGUGUGGAAUGCGCUUCUCUUCCUGGGCCCGCUCCCGGUGGCAGGCAGCGGCACUGCCCUGUCGCGUCUGUUGCCGCCACCGCCGCAGCCAUGCAUGCUGCAGCUACUGCUCGGCGACGGCAGGAGCAGCAGUAGCAGCAGCGCCGGCGCUGGCUUCGGUGGAGGCAGUAGCACUGUCUACGUGGAAUCCAUCCGUGCCGCUGCUCGGCACUACGCGAGCACCGUGCGGCGGCUCAAUCCCUCGCAGCAGGACGCGGUCGUGCGUGCGGCUGUGGCCUUGGCGGCCCGUUCCCCAGCCAAUGCCAUUGCCAAUGUUGAAGACGCAGGCAGCGGCAGUGGCAGUAGCAGCUGCGGCAGUAGCGGCGGCGGCGGCGGCCGCGCGGAGCUGCAGCUGGUGCAGGGUCCGCCGGGCACGGGCAAGACCUCCACCACGGCCGCGCAGCUGUCGGUUCUGGCGGCAGUGGGGAGGCCGGGCACUGCGCUGCUGGCAACUGCGCCCACCAACGCCGCCGUGGGCGAGACAGCCUCCAGGUUUGUGAAGCUGGUGGCGGCGGGCGGUCAGCAGUUUGCGGACAGCGAGGCUGCGGCGGAGCUGCGCCGCCACGGUCUGCGCGUGGAGCCGCCGCUCCUACCCGGCGACAUCGUGCUACUGGGCUCGGGCGACCGACUGGACCUGACCGGCAGCCCCGAGCUGCUGGCCGUGUUCCUGCAGGCCAGGGCCAAGCGGCUGUCUGCGGCGCUGGCCACCUGGUCCCUGACGGUACUCGACAUGCGGCGGCUGCUCGCCUACCCCUGCCAGGUGCAUGUGGACACAUUGCGCGCGGCGGAGGCAGCCACCGCCGCCGCCGCCGCACCGGGUGCAUUCCGACAGCCGCCGCCGCCACCGCAGCCGCCGCCGCCCCGAAGCGUGGGAGGGUUUCUCAAGCAGCGGCUGCCGCCGCUGCUGCGCGAGCUGGCGGCCGCGGCCAGAUGCCUACUCGCAGACCUGCCGUCUGCGGCCUGGGUGGCGGGCAGCAGCAGCAACAACAACAACAAUAGCAGGGGCAACAGCACUGGGAUCGCCGCUGUCGGUGGGCGUGGCGCCGCCAAUGGUAGCUUGGCGCCGGCGGCCGCAUAUGCCGCGCGAGCCGACACCAUCGUGGCGAAUCGCGACGCGGUGCAGGGCCUGGUAGACGCGUGCGCCCAUCUGGCAGCGGGGCUGGCGGCGGCGAGCGCUGCGGAGGCGUCACGUGCGGCUGAGGAGGUGGAGCGGCGUGGCGGCGCCGCUAGCGGCGCCGACACAGAUGCCGGCGGGCCCCUCCUAUCGGGCUCCGCCGCCCUGGCGUCCUCCAUGCUCGACCUGACAGCCGCCAUGGAACGUGCACGCCGCGCACUCGCGUCGAAUGUGCCCAUGCCCAACGCGGCGCGCUCGGGCGGCGGGAACAUCUUCGGGUACUGCCUCUCAAAGGCACGCGCCAUCUUCGCCACGGUGGCGGCGGUGGGGUCGGCGCGCAUGGCCGCCGCCCCGCCCGUGGAGGCGGCGGUGGUGGAUGAGGCCGCCCAGCUGCCGGAGGCGCACCUGGCUGUGCCGCUGGCGCUGUGUGGCGGCGGGUCGCUGGCGCUGCUGGUGCUGGUGGGCGACCCCCAGCAGCUGCCCGCCACAGUGCUGUCGCAGGUGGCUCAGGCCAGGUUGUACGGCCGCAGCGCCUUUGAGCGCCUGCAGCGGUGCCAAGGCUGGCCCGCGCUGCUGCUGGACACGCAGUACCGCAUGCACCCGGCCAUCAGCACCUGGCCGCGGGACCGCUUCUACGGCGGCAGGGUGGUGGACGGGCCCAACGUGACCGCCCCCGCGUACGCCGGCGUGGCGCAGCUGCUGGGGCUGGCCUGGGGGCCCCUGGUGGUGCUGGACGUGAGCAGUGGGGCGGAGGAGCGGGAGGCCUACAAUGACGGCACUGGCGAGGAGGACGCCGGCGGCGGUGGUGGCGGCGGCGGCGGCGGCGGCAAAGGCACCAGCUGGCGCAACCCGCACGAGGCCGCGGUGGCGGCGGCGGUGGUGCGGCAGGUGGCGGCAGCGUGGCGAGCGCUGCGCAGCAACAGCAAUACCGUGAGUAUGACCGGUGCUGGCGCCGCGACCAAUGGUGCUGGUGGUGUCGCGGCCGCUGCGACGGCGGAGGCCCUGGCGGGCCUGACGGCGGCGCGCCGGUCGCUCUCCAUCGGCGUCAUUUCGCCGUACAGGGCCCAGGUGGACCUCAUCACCUCCAAGCUGGAGCGACUGGACAUCGACCUUGCGUUGCAGGCGGAUGCGGAGGCAGAGGCACAGGCGGCGGCAGAGGCGGGAGGGGCGGAGGCGGGCACAGGCGGGCCGCCAGCCGCGCCAUCAGGUGGUGGCGGCGUGUCGGUCGCGGUGCGCUCCGUGGACGGGUUCCAGGGCCAGGAGAAGGACGUGAUCGUGCUGAGCCUGGUGCGCGCCAACACCGCCGGCUAUGUGGGCUUCACGGACGACGCACGCCGCCUCAACGUGGCCGCCACACGCGCCCGCCACGGCCUGGUGGUGCUGGUGCACGCCGCCACACUGCGCCACCGCAGCGAGCUGCUGCGUGCGUUCCUGGAAGAUGCAAGGCAGCGCGGCGUGCUGCUGUCUGCCAGCGACCAGCCGCAGAUGGCGCCCGCGUUCCGGGCUGUGCAGGCGGAGCAGCGGCGGUGCGCCGCUAUCGUGCGCGGCAGGGCGCCGUGGGACGAAGCGCCAUGGAAGGUGAUCUACACGGACCGCUACUGCAGCUCCUGCAUGCAGCUGCAGCCCAAGGCGUGGCGCGUGCGCAUGAUCGAUGCGGUGCUGGAGCUGGCGCACGGGCGCUUCCCGCGGCGGCAGGUGCCGCUGGCGGCGGUGCGGCCCGAGUUGGCCGCCCUGCUGCGCGGCCAACGGCUGCAGGGCGGGCGGCUGGUGCUGCUGUGGUCGGUGCGGCUGGAGAGGCAUCAGCAGCAGCCCGUGCGCCAGGGCGGCAGAUGGGUGCAAGCGCUGCAGCUGUGGGACGUGCUACGGCUGCUGCCCGGGCAGGAUGCGGAGCUGGGUGCGGCGGUACGACGGGUGGAGGCCGAGAUGGCCACCUACACAGACGAACACCUGGCUGCGUUGCGGCUGGGCGAGCCGGGGCCCGACGGCCUCAUCCGGCCGCGCCUGAUCUGCACCGGGCCCGACCUGCCCUUUGCCCGCUUCGUUGGGGCCGCAGCAGCCGCCCCUGGCGGGGCCGCCACCUCUGGGACAGCAGCAGCGGGGCGCCACGCCGGCGUGGGGCCCCGGGGUGCAGCAGCCGCGGGCGCUGGCGACGAUGCUGACAGUGCCGGUGUGGACGCGCAGCAGGAGCAGCAAGGGCCGGACACGCACAGCCGGCUGUACGUGAUGGAUGCGCUGCACGCGCGGCAGCUCGCCACCAGCGACCAGGCGGGCGCGCUGGCGGCGAUGUUCAAGCUGACGCCGGAGCAGGAGCGGGUGGUGCACGACGACCGCUCCGUCAUUGUCAUCGGGCGCAGCGGCACGGGCAAGACCAGUGUCAUCCUGUCGCGGGUGCUGCUUUACGAGGAGGCCUUCGCGCGGCUGCACGGCGGCGGUGGACGUGAUGAGGCGGAGGGUGGGCAGCAGCAGGGCAGCAGUGGCAGCAGCGGCAGCAGCGCGGCCGCGGCCGCCGGCAGCAAGGUGCGGCAGUUGAUCGUGACGCUGAGCCCCCGCCUCGCGAGCUCCACUGCCACCUACCUGCGCAAGUGCACGGCCCAGUUCCAGGGCCUGCAGCUGGCCGCGACAGCAGCCGAAGCGCUCGAUGAUUCGGCAGACGCUGGAGGCGGCGGAGCAGAUGCCGGCGGCGGGGGCGAGGCUGGCGGCGGGGGCGAGGCUGGCGGCGGGGGCCUGCUGCAGCUUAGUGACGACACGGACGCGGCACGCAUGUACGGCGACAUGCCCGGCAGCCUGGCGGAGGUGUCGGACGCCGCCUGCCCGCUGGUGCUGGACCUGCGCCGCUUCCUCCUCAUGCUGGACGCCGGGCUGCCUGACCCAUUCGCGGCGGCACAGCGGCGUCGGGCGGCGGCGGCGGCGGCCCGGCGUCGGGCGGCAACGGCAGGUGCUGGCGGUGGCAGCAGGGCCGCGCCGGCGCCGGCUCAGCAGGCGAAGGCGCCGGCGGCGCGGGGUAGCGGGCAGCGGUCGCACGAGGAUGAUGAUGACGAGGACGUUCCUGACACCUGGGACGUUGACAGCGAGGACGGCGCUGUUGGGCUCGGUGCCGCGGGCGGCGGUCUGGGUGCGGCCGUAGGUCAGCAGCAGUGCGAGGCGGCGGCGGAGGCGGUGGAGGUGGACUAUGAGCGCUUUGCGGCGGCGUACUGGCCGCGAUUCAGUGCCGAGCUGCGCAAGGGCUUCAAAGAGCCGGCUCUGGUGUGGCGCGAGGUGCAGACGCACAUCAAGGGCAGCCUGGCUGCGGUGCUGCCGGAGGCCUGGGGCGGCGGCGGCGGCCGGCUGUCGCAGGAGGCGUAUGUGGGCAUGGCGGAUUCACGCGCCGGCGCGAACCUAAGCGCCGAGCAGCGCGAGUGCAUCUACAAACUGUUCAAGCAGUAUGAGCGGCAGAAGGAGGCGCAGGGCGAGUUUGACCUGGGCGACCUCACCGCACACCUGCACACGGCGCUUGGCGGCGGCGGCAGCAGGCGUGCCCAGGCGGCGGCGGCGCUGGCGGCGGCCCGGCAAUUCCGAUUUGUGUACGUGGACGAGGUUCAGGACCUCACGCCGGCCCAGGUGGCACUGUUCAAGUACGUGUGCGCCCGCCCCGCCGACGGGCUGCUGCUGGCAGGCGACACGGCGCAGACCAUCGCCAAGGGCGUGGCGUUCAGGUUCGAGGCGCUGAAGGACCUAUUCUACCUGUGGAUGCUGAGGGGCGGCCCUGGCGGGCAGGGGCCGCCCGCGCCGCUGUUCGGGCCGGGACGGCCGGUGGCCCCGCUGCCGCUGGGCGUCAAGGUGCCCGAGGUGACGCCGCUGCUGGAGAACUUCCGCACGCACGCCGCCAUCUCGCGACUGGCGCACUUCGGCGUGCUGGAGCCGCUGCUGGCCUUGUUCCCCGAGGCGCUGGACCGACUGCCGCCAGAGACCUCCAAGCUCCGGGGCCCGAAGCCUCUGUUCCUGCUGCCCUCCUGCGGCCGGCUGGAGGACCUGCUCCUGCCAGACACUGCUGCUGGGGGCAGUGGCCCGGCCGCCGCCGCCGCUGCCCGUUCGGGCGGGGGCGCCAAUGGUGGGGGUGGCGGAGACCGCGGCUCGACCGCAGCCGCAGCGGCGGCGGCGGCUCACGAGGUGGUGGUGCUGGUGCCGACCGAGGCGGCCAAGCAGGCGGUGCGCCGGCAGCUGGGGUGCGGCGACGGCGGUGCAGGGCAGCAGGUGCUGGUGCUAACGGCACUGGAGAGCAAGGGCCUCGAGUUCAAGGUUGUGCUGCUGUACAACUUCUUCAGCUGCUCGGCUCUGCAGCCCGCCUCACGAUGGCGGCUGCUCUACCGCCUGCUGGUGCAGCCCGAGUUCGGCGGCCGGCUGCGACCCGAGCAAGUGGAGCCGGGAGGGGAGUUCGCGGCGCCCAGCUUCGACCUGCGGGUUCACAGCGUGUUGGCCUCGGUGCUCAAGGAGGCGUACGUGGCUGUGACGCGCGCGCGGCUGGAUGUGGCGAUUCUGGAGGAGGACCCCGCAGCGGCGGAGCCCGUGCGCGCGCUGUGGGGAAAGCAGGGGAUGGAUCUGGUGGACGAGCGAGCGCAGGCGGACGACGCGGUACUGGUCCGGCUGCGGCGGCAGAUGGAGCCGGAGGAGUUGCGGCAGCGCGCGGCGGACCUGUUCGGGGUGGGCAACUACCGCGACGCAUCGGCGCUGUUUGGUCGCCUGGGCGACACGGCAAACAAGCUGUUCUGUGAUGCCCAGCUGGUCAAACAAGACGCCGUGCGCGCUCACAACGAAGGCAGAGCCAAGGCUGCAGAGCGGCUGCACGCGACCGCGGCGCAGCUCUUCAUGCAGUGCGGGAGGUACGCCCAGGCGGCGGAGCAGUUCGGGGCGGCGGGACUGUGGGGCGAGGCGGGAGACGUGUACCACACCCACCUGCGGGACAGCCUCCAGGCCGCCACCUGCUACGAGCGCGCGGGUCGCUGGGCGGACGCGGCUCGCCGGCUUGUGGAGGUGGCGCCCACGGGCCCGGCAGGAGGAGGAGAUGGUGGCGGCGGGCCGGCGCACCUGGACCGCACCCUGGCCGCCUGCGUCGCAGCCAAGGAGUUCAUGCUGGGGGUGGAAGCCUUGCAGCGCUGGAGCCAGCAACCCAACCUCCUGCUGCCGCCGCAGCAGCCGCAGCAGCAACCGCGGCCGGCAGCGGCAGGGGCCGCCGCCGCGGCUGUGGCGCGGCGCGCACAGCUGCUGCUGCCACGGCUGGUGUCGCGGGGCGCGCUGCACUGGAGGGACGUGGCGGGCGGGCGCGAUGAGAUGCUUCGCUUCGUGCAGCUGCUGCCGGGUGGCGAGACGGCGCAGCGCCGCUGGCUGGAAAGGUAUCGGCUGUUUGACGAGAUCCUGCGGCUGGACGUCGCCGCCGGCCGCUUCCUGUCUGCCGCUCGCAUCAUGGAGGCACAGGCGGCGGCAGUGCCGGCAACCGGCGGCGGUGGCGCGGUGGCGGCGGAGGCGCUGGGGCACGCGGUGGAGCUCUUCGUCAGGGCCGGCCGGGCGGAGGAGGCGGUGGCGCUGCUGCUGCGCCGCGCGCGCAGCGCUGUACUGUGGGGCGGCGAGCGGUCGGACUGGCCGCCGCCCAAGCGGCCCGGCGGCGGCGGUGGAGGUGGAGGCGCAGCAGCACGGCACCUGGAGCAGGCGCUGCAGGUGCUGCAGCAGGACAACGCGGGGGGCAAGAUGGGGCCGGUGGCCAGACGGGCCUGCCAGCUGCAGGCGGACGUGCUGAGCCUGCUGGUCAAGUCGGGAGGUGGAGGCGGAGGCAGCAGCAGCGGCGAGAGGGCGGCGGCGGUGCACAACAAAGCCGCCGCUGCUGGCGUGCCCCUGCAGGCGACGACAACGCUGUUGGAGCAGUGGGAGGACUGGCGACCGCGUAUCGGUGCGCUCGAGGCAAGCGCAGGCGGCAGCGGCUGUGGCGGCGCAGCGGCGCUGGCGCGGCUGUGCCUGCUGCGGCGCCUGUGUUAUGAAGCCGUGGAACAGGCGGCGGCGGUAACGGCGCAGCAGCAGAAGCAGCAGCAGGCGCAGAAGCAGCUUCCCUCCAUCAACAGUGCUGGCAGGCCAGCGGCGGCCGCCGCCGCCGCCGCCGCCGCCGCCGCCGCCGCCGCCGCCGCCGCCGCCGAGGCGACCACCGCCUCCAUUGCCGCCGCCGCGGUGCAGCUGCUCCGCCUGUGGGGCCUGUACCGACGCUCUCUGACAGACGUGCUGCGUGUGCUGGAGCGGGCGCAGCAGGGAGUUGUCGCAGCGGCCGUAGCGCCCGGUGGCGGCGGCGGCGCCGCUGCUGCCAGGUCCGCCGCUGUCGGGUCCGCGGCUUCCUCGGCUGCGGCUCAGGAGGCGGAGCUGCUGGCGGCGCUGCGGGCAUACCACCUGGUCGUGCCCGGAGGCGCACACGCCGCCGGUGCCGAGGCGGCGGUGUCUGCCGGCGGCGGAGCGGGCGGCAGUGGCGCCGGCGGGAGCGGCGAGCUGCGGCUCGAGUGCUCGCACAGCGCGGCCUGGGUGCGCCCGCCGGCGGUGCGCGCGGCGCUGCGCAAGGUCCUGAUCUCCAGGUGCAGCCUCGGCGGCGGCGUAUCCAAUGCUGCCGACGCCGCGGCGCCGGCUGCUGCUGCUGCCGGCGGCGGCGACGGAGCGGCAACCGUGACCCAGCUUGUGCUCACGGAAGUGUCGCCUGACACGUUCUACGCCGGCGCCUCGCUCUACUGGCGAGCGGAGCUGGAGGCGCGGUCGGCGGCGGCGCUGAGGGCGCUGCUCGGCAUGGCGGAGGCCCUGCGGCCCAGCUAUGAGACCUACAAGGCCGUGGGGGACACGGCGCUGACAGGCGGCCGGCCCAACGCGCUCGUGAUACGGACGCCGGCGGCAGCGGCAGGAAGAGGAGGAGGAGGAGGAGCCGGCGGCGCGGCAGCGGCGGCGGAUGCCACUCAGUUGCGGGCGCAGCUGCUGGCGGUGGUGGUGGCCGAGGCACGGCUGCUGCAACAGCUUCAGAGCAAGGCUUCCGACCGCGGCGGCAGCAACAAAGGCGCCGCUAGCGGCAGGGUCGCGGCAGCCAACGCGGCAGCCAACGCAGCAGCCGGUCGCCCACCUGCUGGUCUGGCAGUAGCAGCAGCAGUAGCAGCUGCUGCCGACCUGGACGCCCUGCUGGAGCAGCUGCUGGCCGCCACCGUCACGGCGCCGCUGCCGGCACUGCUGCGCGCUGCCAGCCUGCCGGCGGCGCGGCGCCACGCGCUGGAGGAGCUGGAGGCGCACUACCUGCCGCGCCUGCUGGCGGCGGCGGCGGCACGGCAGCCGCGGCUGGUGCUGCCGCUGGUGCACCGGGCGCAGGACCUGCUGUGGGAGCGGCCCGCGCCCAGCCGCCUGACACUGGAAGAGGUGGCCAGGGUGGUGCUGUUGCAGCCGCUGCUGGCGCCGGGCUUCCUGCUGCGUGCGGCGUACGAGGGCCAGGUGGACUGGGAGGUGGUGUGGGCCCAGGAUCCACGGCGCUACUCCGCCUGGCAGCUGCUGCUGGAGAGCAGCCGGGUGGCCGACCACGUCCGCCCCCUGGUGGCUGCGGGCGCCGACCCCGGGGACGUCAUGGGCCCAGCCUGGGUGGCCCGCUCUGGCAUCAGGGCGCUGCUGGACCUGCACCGCGGCGCCUCGCUCACGCCGCAGCAGAAGGAGUGGCGGCCCUGGGCGGCGGUGCGGCCGCUGACGUGGCUGGCGCUGCUUGAGCGGCACUGCCUGCUGGCGCUGGCGGUGCUCAGCGGCGGCGCCAACAACCUGGUGGCCCCCAGCUCCCUCGUGUUCGACCACCUCACGCAGCCUGGCGUGGCGGACCUGCUGACCCUGAGCCUGCGCCACACGGCGCGUGAGGCCGCGCCGGAGCGGCGUCAGGCGCUGUAUGCCCUGCUGUGCGAGGCGUGCGAUGCGCUGGCCAGGGUGCUGACCGCGCCCGAGGCCGUGCGCCCGGCCGGCCGCGUGCAUGACGGCAGCGCGCGUGGCGGAGCUGGCGGAGCAGGCGGAGGCGGUGGCGCAGGUGGGAGUGCCGCAGCAGGGCAGCAGCAGUGGCCGUCGCUGCAGCAACAGAAGGUGCAGCCGCAGAAGGCGCGGGUCGGCGGCGGGUCGGCGGCGGCUGGCAGCGGCGCCGGCGGCGCCGGUGGCGGAGGCAGGGACGAGGACGGCGAGGAGUUGGGCAUGUUCCUGCGCCGAGCGGUCGCACUGCUGUUCACCAUUGCCAUCAACGUGCGCUCGCCGCCGCUGCAGCAGCAGCAGCAGGCGCCACAGCAUCCGUACCAGCAGCACCAGAUGCAGCAGCAGCGGCUGCAGCGUGGGUUCCUACUGCCGCAGGAGCAGCGCCUGCAGUCAUACCAGCAUAUGAUGCAGCCACCGCCGCCGCCGCAAGCGCCGGCACCGCAGCCGCCAGCGUCUCCUGCGGCCUCCUGCUGGCGCGUGGCGCGCGCGGCGGUAGGCAGUUUAGGGCCGCCAAACGCAGGCGGUGCCAGGGCGCCCAGCGGCGCUGCUGCCAGCAGCGGCAGCGCUCGCGGUGGCCUGGCGGCUUACCUGCCGCUGCUUCCCUACACCCUGCGCUUCAUGCUGUCGAGCCUGAACGCCCUCCACAGUCGCAGCCCUGCGCUCUUCUCUGAGCCGUCGCUGCUGGGGCCCGAGUUCUGCAAGGCGCUGCAGCGAGGCGGUGACAAGCCGCUGCGGCUGUUCCGGCGCGCCGUGGCGCCGCCGCCGGGAAUGGCGUGGGCGCGGGACCGGAACAAGGGCGUCAACGUCGAGGAGGUGCGGGAGCUGCCGCCGCUGCGAGGGCCCGGCGCGGCUGCUGCUGACUAUGCGGCGGCGCGGGGACAGCUGCGCAAGGUGCUUUUCUUUGCCAUUCCCGAGAACCUGCUCAGCUCCGCCGCAGACGACCUGGCGGCCGGCGACGACGACGAUGGCACUGCCGCAGCAGCAGCCGGCGGCGCCGGCCAGCAGCAGCCUAUGAGCUCCCUCGGCGAGGACCACGCAGCGGCGGCUCGCACGGACGCCGGCGCCGGCACUGUCACUGGCACCGCUGCGGCGGCAGCAGCAGCAGCAGGCGGCGAGGUAGGCUCGGCGGAGGACGCUGCGGCGGCAGCGCGGCAGCAGGUGGUGGCCACGGCGGCGGCGCUGGGCCGGCGGGGCUUCGUGAUGACGUGGGUGUGGCUGGCUCGUGCGCGGCAGCAGGCGCUGCUGCCGCGCCUCAGUCCGCUGCAGCGCGCGAGGCGGCAGGCGGUGGCUGCCUUUCAUGCGCUACUGCCCUCGGUGGCGGGUGCUGCCAGGGAUGGAGGCGGUGCGGGUGGUGGCGGCAGCGCUCAGCGGGGCGGGGCCGCCAAAAGCCGCGGCAGCGGCGGUGAGGGUGCUGACAGAGGCGCGAAGCUGCCGGGUCGCUUCACGGCGUACGUGUCGCUGUUCCUGGAGCAGGCGUGCCCGCUGCAGGUGGAGCUGCAGCAGCUGCAGGGGGCCCUGCAGGAGGCACUGCGGCGGCUGGAGCAGCAGCAGCAGCAGCAGACGCUGGGUGGCAGUAGCACUGGCGCCGCAGCGGGUGGCGGCAGUGGUGCUGGCGGGGAACAGCAGCGCGACGUGGUGCAGCUGCUUGACCUGGCGUACGAGUACACGGAGCGGCUGGCGGCGGAGGCGGCGGUGCUGGACGUGGCCAGCCACGCGGGCCGCCACGCCGCCUGCGACGCGGCCUGGCUGGCUGCUGGGGCGCUGGAGCCGCUGCGGCUGCUGGCGGCGGAGGUGCGCCGGGAGCUGGGCCAGCAGCUGCCGGGGCAGGCGCCGGGGCAGGAGCUGGAGCCCUAGACGGGGCCCUACAGGGGGACGCAAGCGCUGGGGCCGGCUAGCAGCACAUAUGAGGUGAUUGAACGGUGGGCUGGCGGGCUGCACGGGGUGCGUUGGCACGGCGGCACCACAGGAGGGAGGGGGAGGGCUCUCGAACCGAGGCCCGGCUUCCCAGGGCCGGUCCCCGGGCAGCUGGCGUGCAGUUGGUGGUAGCGUGGGAGGUAUGGCACGUGUGGUGUGGCCAUUCGGUGCAUUAGUUGUUCAAGAGGGUGCAGGCAAGGGGAACAAGCAAGGGCUGGCUGGGCGCUGCACUCUUGCGGGGCGCGGGGGGCCGGGGCGCUACAGCUGGCUGGGACGUAAGAGCGGAACGUAUGUAGCAUAGCGGCCAUACCGUUGUUCAUGCGCAGUUGAGGUGCGUUGAGGCGCGACCAGGUGUGCAUGACAGUGCGUCGCCCUGCAAGCAGCUCGAGGUCACUGUGUGCCACACAUGCCGUGGGCGUUGGCCGCUGCUAGCCGUGCACUGCCCAGCGGGCGCCUUCGGAAUCCGGAUGCCGGGCACGUCCGGCGUUUUUGUGCAGGACGACUGGCGGGGUCACACGCCGACCGACGGUACCCACAUCCCACCGAAUCACCAAUGGUACCAACAAGCCUCGCGAGGCAUUUGCGGUGUCGUGCUAUCGCCUGGCCGGGCGCCUGGAGCGUGAGGAAUGCGUGUCAGCAAACUUCAAGCCAGCCAGCAACUCGUCGGUACAGUAACUCCGGCGUUCGACCAGCCAUGCACUUUUGCUCUGCCACUGCAAACUGUUUGCCGUCUGCUUGGGGAAUGGGCAUCAGCUGCACCCUACGGGACC